AUGGUAUCAGUCAUUCGCCGUAUGAAUGUAUUGAAGCGAAAGCUCUACAGCAUAAGACAUGGCCCCGGCGCUGCCCAGCUGCCGCCGGAGAUCUCGCGCCUGCACUUUGAGUUCCCCAUGACCAGGAGUCUAGCUAAGCUGGGACCAAGGAAAUUCUGGAGGCACUACCUCCCGCAACUAAAAUACCACAACCCCGCCGUGCCCAUGAUCCUGAACCGGCUGCCCGACACGCCCGAGGAUCCCAAGCCGGCGCUGCUAUCCAUCUACCUGCGCACACCGACGACCACGACCACCACCACCACCACGCCAUCCCGGAAGGCCUCGCAGCCGCAGCAGAUCGCCGAGAUGAAAUCCGCCACCGACGGCUCCAGUCCGGCCCCACCGCCGCUCGAGGACGAGACGGUCGUGACCAUCGACGCGACCAAGCUCAAGGCCAAGGCCAUCCUCAAGCAGCUGCUGGUCAAGACUGGAGCCAAGCCCGCUCCCGGACCGACGGCGCAGGAGCUGGCCGAAAAGGCAGAGCUGGACGCCAUGGUGGCCCAGGCAGAGGUCGACAGGCAGGUGCAGAUCAAGUUUAGAGAGCAGCAGCAGCUGGAGAAGGCUGCGCUGGACAGGGUCAAGCGCGAGGCGGCCGAGAUGAAGGCGGCCGCCAAGGAGAUGUAA
Messenger RNA from Pyricularia grisea, 663 nucleotides. RefSeq lists its product as uncharacterized. Bases 1 to 663 code for a protein of 220 amino acids. Gene Ontology annotation, molecular function: structural constituent of ribosome. The record is from RefSeq and is a predicted model, not a curated record. Lineage: Eukaryota; Fungi; Ascomycota; Sordariomycetes; Magnaporthales; Pyriculariaceae. Gene Ontology annotation, cellular component: mitochondrion. The transcript is spliced from 3 exons.